UUCUCUCAAUCAUGAAGUGCACUGAUUACUUACGAAAAGUGCCCAGUGUUUAAGGAUUAUCGAUUCCGUAGGUCGAAAUAUGUGGAAUAUGCUGCUGCUGAUACGGUGUCGGUUACUGCAAUGUAUCAUCGUUGCCAGUGAGACACAGAGACGUAAUUGAAUCGAACAGUUAAUUAUCUACGCGCAUUAUAUAAACUUUGGCGGCGUUUUAAAUGAUUUUAAAUGAAGUACGGACGUUAGACAGUCAAAUUUGGUAAAAGGGAUGGACUUUCAUGACAUGUGCUUGUAAGAUGAUCGAAAACGAUCAAAGGGCGGACUUGAAAGGUACCCUUCCCAUAUUUUGUGAUGUGUUUACUACUCGACUGACAGAAAAUGAGUUAAACUUUGUGAGUUAAACUUUACAACAGUCGAGUCGGCCGCCAAAGAGAAAAUUCUCUGACACGCGCCCAACUCAUUGACUUGCAUUGUUGAGGAGGCUUGGCAUUUGUGAGGGUAAUAAUUUAGUUUCGACAUGCUGUGAAAUAGAAAUGUGUCAUUUUAGCGGGCAGUUCCCGAGAAAAUAACGAGUUGGUUGAAAUCAUUUAACAAGAACCUCAAAGCUGGGCAACACUAAAGUCGAGCUUCAUCAUCGGACGCUGAUUACUUCUCGAACAACAAGUUUCCUAGUGUCCGAAGAGUUUGUCAAACAUUGGAUUUUUCAGUACUUCGCCGAGAAGGUUUAAGCCAACAGAAUGAUUUGUUAAGUCGCACUUUCACUACAAAUUUCACGUAACAGAAGACGAUGUUGUUGGUAAAGAAUCGAGUAUUUGUGAUGGCUUUCCUUGUCUCCCUGAGGUUGUCUGAAGGGUCUUCAGACUCGAUUCGGAUAGGGUACAUCACCGGGUCCGAGAAACCCCAUCCAAAAAGCAUGUAUAAAAGGCCUGGGAUCAACAUCUCUGGGGCGCUGACACUGGCGGUGAACGAAAUUAACAAUGACUCCAACAUUUUACCUAACCAUACACUGGAAUUCACAGUCAAGGAGACAUACGGCAAAGAAUUGAAUAGCGUUCGACACGCGUGCGAUUUGUCCACGAACGAAAGCAUCAGUGCCAUCAUAGGGCCACAGGAAACCUGCAUCUUCGAGGCUAAAGUUGCGGCAGCGUAUAAUGUCCCCAUGGUUUCAUACUUCUGCACACAAAAAGAAGUCGCAGACAAAGCGCUCUAUCCAACAUUUGUAAGAACGAAGCCACAGGAUUGGGUGAUCUCGAGCUCUGUGACGUCUGUGCUCAAAUACUUUAACUGGAAGAAAGUAGCGUUUAUCCACAGAGACCAAGCUGCGUUUGCACAUAUUGCUAAAACAAUCGUUCAGGUGCGAAGGAAGAUUGAAAUAAAUAUGCCCAAUUCAAAUUGA
Molecule: messenger RNA, 1390 nt
Organism: Lingula anatina
Lineage: Eukaryota; Metazoa; Brachiopoda; Lingulata; Lingulida; Lingulidae
Product: speract receptor
Biological process (GO): cGMP biosynthetic process; intracellular signal transduction; receptor guanylyl cyclase signaling pathway
Cellular component (GO): plasma membrane
Molecular function (GO): guanylate cyclase activity; protein kinase activity; peptide receptor activity
Source: RefSeq, a predicted model, not a curated record